This is a messenger RNA of Drosophila teissieri, 799 nucleotides long. RefSeq lists its product as uncharacterized. The transcript is spliced from 2 exons. Lineage: Eukaryota; Metazoa; Arthropoda; Insecta; Diptera; Drosophilidae. The coding region runs from base 153 to 734 and encodes 193 amino acids. The record is from RefSeq and is a predicted model, not a curated record.
GUAGUACAGAAGCUCAUUUGCACUCAAAUCCAAGAGAACAGGAAAACUGUGUCAAAUAUUUCUGGGGGAAAUUUCCGAGUACAAAUAGGUCAAGUUGAUUUUGUCGAGAGACAAUUGCUGAACUGAAUUGCCUAUAAAUUUCAAGUCUCAAAAUGUCCUACAAUUGCCCGGUUCAUGAUAAGGACUCCAGUGCCUUAACCAUUACCAGGUCGCCAAACUCGGACGACGCCAAGAUCGCCAUGUGCUCCUGCUUGGAGUUGGCCAACUGUCAGGCUGAAAACUGCCAGCUGAAGCAGAAACUGAUCGAGUACCAGGCCAAGAUCUGCAGUCUGGAGCAGCUGGUGUCCACCAUUGCGGAGGAGCAGCACCAGAUCCUCAAAGAAGUGGUCGAGUUGCGCAAAGAGACUCGCGCUGCGCGGAUGGAAACCGAUGGAAACGAGGUGGAACCUUCGGCCAACCCAUCCGUGGUGCAUCAGGACGAUAUCGAGGAUGAGGAUGGAAACAACCCGGAUUCUGAAUCGGAGGACGACGGUCUCCGGUCUCCCGUCCUCUCAACACAUUCUUCGAUGGCUUCGCUGGUUUCUUUGAGUUUCUCAUCCACAAGCUCCUUGGAGCAGAACAUAUUUCAUAAUAGCUCAGAUUCUGAUUACCUUCCAGAUUUUCAUAUCGAUAAUGAGGAGAAUUCGGAAACCCAUCUCAUUCAUUACUUUUCCGAUUCCGAUGGCGAACUAUAAGCCCUCUCGCAUAUGUACAUAUACGCAAAUGCUAAAAUAAAUAGUUCCUUGUGCAUCAUAUAGUA